Molecule: messenger RNA, 1123 nt
Organism: Rhododendron vialii
Lineage: Eukaryota; Viridiplantae; Streptophyta; Magnoliopsida; Ericales; Ericaceae
Exons: 2
Coding region: 60-788 (242 amino acids)
Source: RefSeq, a predicted model, not a curated record
UUAACUCUCUCUCUCUCUCUCUCUCUCUCUCAUAUUUUGAUUUGGGUGAUCGAACAUCAAUGGCGAAGGAGCAGGCAGAAAGUGCAGUGCCGCCGCCUCCACCUUUUUUAGUGAAUGGUCGGAACAAACCUCAAGGAAUGGCCGAAAACCUAAUUGAGCGACAUGCGUUCUGGAUUGAACGAGUCGUAACCUUGUUGGUGUUAUUCUACAGGGUUCCCCCAGGCGUUUGGGACAGCUUCUUGGUUUUAGUCGCCUUCCUUCUUAUUUUCUCCAACUCUCUCUACCUCAUCGCAUUCAUCUCCUCAAGACCACUUCUACCAAUGAUGGCUAAAGAUCGAAAUGAUGCAAAUGCAAUUCAAGUUGCAGUACUUGGAACCGUGAUAUUAGUGAUAGCUACUGGGGUUGGAAUCAUUGAAACUUUAAGAUAUGAGAGCGUUAUGUGGGGCAUGAUUCCAAUGAUAGAGUUCUGGGUUGCAUUAUACGUAGCCGGGGAAUCAUUGAGAGCAAAACACAGAAGGAACAAAAUAAUAGACGAGGAAAAUACCAGACAACAGGAAGCCAAACUUGAUCUUAGCUCGAAAGAAUCAGAGGAAGAAGUGCAAGCAAAUGAUGAAAUGAACAACAAAACAGAUGGGGAAUUUACUGGACAACUGAAAGCUAAACUCGAUGUUGUCCAUGGAUGGGAGGAAGAGAGAAGCCAGCUGAUGUAUGAGCUCGGUGCUGCUAGGGCAUCAUUGGAGAUCUACAGAGAGCUUCUUCAUGAUUUGCAUCUUCAUCAUAAGCCUUAAUAAUUUACUUGCUUAGUUGCUAACUUCCACUUUUUGGCAUUUUCUUGUUCUGUUGAAUUAAACUAAAAUAAACUCUUUCUUCUUUGGGAAGGCAAUAGUACUAGUUAAGUUUUAUUUAAGUUACUUGUAGCUCUUCCUUACAUUUGAGUAAGUUUUUGACAUUCUAUUUAGGGAGAUCAUUUAGUGCUCAUCGGACAUAACAACGUGGAGCCCUAGACCCAUUUUUCACCAUACAUUGGCCGGGUGGAACUUACAUAGUUAUUGUGGACCGACACCAAAUAUGUGGUGCAAAAGUGGCCUCAACAAUACCAUUUUUUGCAUUUUCUUGUUCAGUU